Messenger RNA from Toxorhynchites rutilus septentrionalis, 7424 nucleotides. RefSeq names its product mucin-2 (gene js). NCBI's taxonomy places the organism in Eukaryota, Metazoa, Arthropoda, Insecta, Diptera, Culicidae. Gene Ontology annotation, molecular function: chitin binding. Bases 506 to 2863 code for a protein of 785 amino acids. Gene Ontology annotation, cellular component: extracellular region. The transcript has 6 exons. The record is from RefSeq and is a predicted model, not a curated record.
GGAGCUGAAUCUGAAUCUCCAGAGACUUGCCCCAGUCGAGAACAUGAGCUUCGACUCAGUUCAAAUGAAAUCUUCAUCCAAAACGGUCGUGUAGGGUUCGUUUCGUUCGCUCGUUUGAAUUUACGCGGUUCCGGGACGAUCAUUGCGCGAAGUGUGCUUCUAAAUUCCGAGAUUCGAGAUUCGAGUUGAGUGCGGCGACGUUUGAUGCUGUUUCGAGAGUUUUGCGUCCAACAUGGUCUCAGCGUGAUGCGCCGAUUUCCCGUCGCGCAUUAGUUGAAAGAGUGCACGCACAAACCGUGAGCCACUCCGAAAAGGGGUUUCAGUGUUUGACAGCGACAUUCAGUGGUUUGACACAAGCAUCAACAAAAAAGAGGGCAGCGCAAAUCAACUCAACAGCUCACACAGAGCCCAGGGUACAUCGAUCAAUCAAUAGUUGGUGUUGAGUGGUUCGCGCGCAGGUGUGGUUUGUGAAGAAUUUUAGCGUGUAGUUCCAGGUGUGAUCACAAUGGCAUCCAACACGAUCCGAAGGUUGCCAUUGCUGGAAGUAUUCGGAUGGACGUUUCUGCUGGUGGUAGUUGGGGAAGGCAUCCGAGCGCAGGAAGUAAAGAGAUCACAGGUGCUGAAUGACGGCUCAUUCAAGUUUGCCGCGAAGACAAGCUUCUCCUGCAAUGGCCGUGCCGCCGGAUAUUACGCGGAUGUUGAAACGGGGUGCCAGGUUUACCACAUGUGCGAUGGGUUGGGGCGUCAGUUUAGCUACGAAUGUCCGAACACAACUCUGUUUCAGCAGCGGAUGCUGAUUUGUGACCACUGGUAUAUGGUCAACUGCUCGAAAGCCGAGAGUAACUAUGCGGCCAAUUUACUCAUAGGUCAACGAGAUAAGCCUUUUGUGCCGGAGGAAGAAAAUGAAGUUCGUACUCCCCGACCAGAUCUUCUGGAUCGACCGUAUGCAUCCGCCUAUAAUGGCGAACCUUUCAAGUUUAACUUCAUAAAGACGAACUUUCCGGCACCCCAGAAUGCGAUUAUAUUCGACAGAAAGACACCCGGGAAGGUUCCGCCAACUAAGGCAAAGUCAACAACUGUUGAAAUCUUCGAAGAAAGUGCCAGCAAUCAUGGGCUUCCAAUCCACUGGGGUACACGCUAUGCGGAUGAAAACACCGAAAAACCAACCGAGAGUGAGAGCCCAGGAUCGACAGCCUUGGACAGUACUACAAUUACACUGAACACAGAAGAGGAGGAGUUACAGAGUAACAAAAUCAACGAGCGACGAGAUGCGAAUGAAGAUGAAACGAAAGAUGAAAGUCGUAAUACGGUACGGUUCGCCUCCAGCGAAAAUCGAACUAGUAAAGUGGUUGUGUCGAACGGGGAGGCAUUCAAUGGGAAUCGAGCCAACGCGAAGGUCCCAUCGAUUCGAUAUGAGCCACCUUUCCGUACAGAAGAAGUGACAAGGAGGGCGAACACAAGUACAAGCAAGGAAACAUUGGGCGCAGGUUUCAAACCAUUUGAGUCAAUUUUGAACUUCAACAAGAAGGGUAACAGGAAGGACUACGAUUUUUCUAAUUUCUUUGGACGGAAUGAAAGCAUAAGGAAUACGAUUCCAACCACAACAUCAACAGUUGGCACAAACACUACGCCCAGAUCGCCCAGACCGGGUACAAUCCAAUUUUCCAGCAGCUUUGCAUCCCCCACAACAACACGACCUACAACCAGAUUCACAACGACACCUCGGAAGCCCACUUUUAUUACUUCUUUCAGUACCACGCCCAGACCAAUUACUGUAGUUAUCUCAGAAAAUCAACCACCAAAGAUAAACACGGCUAAAUUCACUCAGCAGACUCCAUUUUCUUUCUCUUUACGAAGCACCACUUCUACUACCACCACUACUACCCCCAGGACAGUGACCAAAACGGCGGCAAGUAGCACAGUUGGCACCGAUGCACCGAAGGCAUUUGCGGACCCACGUGAAUCAAAUCGCCCUCCAACGACCAUUGUAUUCAACGCCCCGGCGGCGACAGCCGGUUUGUUCGAAAAUCGUUUUGCAUUCCAACGGCCACCGGUGGAACAAGUAAACGUACCAAUUCCUUCACGUGACCUAUUGCCUCCCUUCCCGAAUGUGGCCAACUUCGAUAAAAUUAAAACCCAGUUCGUGAGUCAACCUGUCUUUACACGACAACCUAUCACAAACGAACCUUCGGCUGGACCCAUUACAAGUGGCAUCGACAAGCUUGUGCACAACGAAGCCGCGAUCGAGGUUCGCCAGGAUACCGUGCCCCGACCCUUCAGUGUCCCAAAACCGUCCGGUGAGCUGCUUCCUCCGCACAAGGAUUAUGUUUACUACGAUGAUUCGACCACCAAGGGUCCACCAAUUUACUACCAAUGGAAAUGGUCUAUUCCUUCUUUCGGUCUGGACCCGCCUCUUGACGCACCCCUCACGGAUGAGGAAAAACUUCUCACCCAGCUCAACCCAGCCUCCUUGGAUCCAUCAUACGAGUCGAACCGCGAACACAAUCAAACCGCCCGCUCAAUUUCGUCGGAAACGGGAAACCCCGGUGAAAAUAAUGCCACCGGGAAUACGAUCGCUGAAUCUAACAAACGAACGAUUCAACUACCGGAACACAAUUAUCUUGAGCUACGCAAAAAGCUCGCCAUCCCCAAUUUCACCUUCCCGCUGGAAAGUGAGGUCAGUCCGCGCGGGACGUAUGAGUACGAUGGGGCGGUGAACUCCUUCCAGAUUAAAAUUCCAGCGUAUGCGAGGAGUGACGACGUCAGUCCGGCCUGGUACGGUGAAAACAGCAAGUGUCCCGAAUGCCAUCCUACCUUUCUAAGGCCUGGCAGUUGUGAACCGUGCGUUAAAAUACGUCGAUAAUGAAAACCCGCUCCUCUAUCCGUAACACAAUUUGUACACAUAAGAUGCUAGCUCAAGGUGAUCUUCCUACUCUAUCCUAUCCUUAGAUGUUCCAGUUUCUCGAAAGAAAAAAAAAUCAAAACAAAACGAAUCCCACGAAUAAUGCAUUGAUACCUUUAGCGAUAAGAUUUGGCAUACUAACUCUCCACCUCGAGGAAAACGAGGAGAUCAUUUUGCAGAUCAUGACCUCGCCAUUAAGUUAUUCACGCUCUCUUUCACUUCAUCUGCCCAUACAUACAAUACCUCAAAGCCUCCGUGAAAUUCAACCUCUUUAUCCGAAAUAGAAAUGUUUGCCCCGAACAGCUUCAUCAGCUUUAUAAACAAAGUUACAAUACAGUACUGGACAAAAUAAAGCAUGCACCUGUGAUAUUUUCAAACUUUCUUGAUUUUGGUAGAAUCUAAGCCAUAUGGAUAUUAAUAUAUGUUUGAUACAGCGACAUGAGAACGAUACAUAAACUUAAAAAGAGCAUUUCUUGGGAAAUUUUUAUUUUUCUGGUGGACAAAAUAAUUACAGUAAUUCAACAUUCAAACUGAUUCUUCUCUACAUUAGUAUUAAGUUUGGACGCCUUUAGCUUCAAUCGCGGAUUGCAGGCGUCGAGGCAUACUAUCAGCGAGGUUGAAAUUAUUCAAAGCUUCAAACAGUUUGUCGAAAUUUUGAUCCAAAAUGGACUACAAGUGUUCUAUUGGUUUUAAGUCCCGGCUUUAUGAUGAUCAUUCCAAUAGCUUAAUACGUUAAACACGGAAGUACGCUGUGGUUUUGUGGGCGUUGUGCUAAGGAUCGUUGUCUUGUCGAAAAAUAACUGCUUCUCUAAGCCAACUAAGCAACGCGCCGACUCUUUAAGAUUCCGUUUUCAAAAUGCUGAUGUAAUAGUCUGCCGUCAUUAUGUCAUCGAUUAUCUUAUGAUCACCGAUACCCGACCAAGCAAAUCAUCCCCACAUCAUGAUCAAGUCAAGUCAAAAAUUUAUCUUUAUUUACAUGAUUUUCAGUUUGAGUGAACAAAUUUUUCUCUCAAGUGAUACAUUUAUAAUAAAUUUUCAACUUUGCUUCUUUUGUUUUGAAUAAAGUUGUGUGUGAUUCCUAAGGCUAUGUGAAUUUGAACCCUGUGAAUAGGGAUUUGGUGAUUCAUGGGUUUUUUGAUAAGAUUAAAACUAAACUAAUCUAUCCUAACCUAACCUAACCUAAAAUAUUUACAAUUUAUACAUAAAGAUCCCUAAUAAGGGGGUAAUCAGAUGCAAAAAAUUUUUUAACGAAUUUGUCUUUUGUAUUUAUGAUAGUUACAUUGAAUGAUUGUUGGUUCAGCAUUUCGUGCAUUUGGUUGUUUCUCGCGUAAAAAGGAGCAUUGGUGAUCAUUCUAAGCACUUUAUUCUGAACUACUCUAAGCUUGUUUUUAUGCAUCAUUGCAAAUGAUUCCCAAACUGGUGAUGCAUAUGUAUUUACCGGUUCAGUUAUUUGUUUAAACACUGCCAACUUAUUUGGUCUAGAGAGUUUUGAUCUUCGAUUGAUUAAUGGGUAUAAGCAUUUAAACAGAGUUCCACAUUUUGAUUUAAUUGGAUCAAAAUGUGAUCGGAAUAGAAGCUUCGAAUCAGUACUUUACAUCGCGAUACCAACCAAUUUGGGUGCCCAGAACCGUUGAUGUACAGUCAUCAGGUGGAAUCAGUUUGGCGGACUGUCUAUGCAGAAACAUCACCGCUUGAGUCUUUGCUGAGUUUAUUUUCAAUUUCCAUUCCUCCAUGUAUUUUAUAAGACUACUAGCUGACCCGGCAAACUUCGUCUCGCCCAAAAUUUAUAUUUCGUUAUCACAUCCACGUUUUCUUACUAAGUGCACGUUCAUGGGUCCAAUCGCAGAACUGUUCAUUGACUGAUCUUCUAAUCUACCCUUUAAAAUUAUUUUUUACUACAAAAUUUUAGUACUUCUACCUAAACUCGAUAUUAUAAUAUCAGAUUAUUUUCAGACACAAUUCUCGUGCAAGAUUUUUCAUCCACUUGCAAAAAAAAACAGGUUUCUCAGCUACAUGGAAUAAAUGUUUGAUACUGAAAAUAUGAUAGAAAGAAGACAGUCCAGAAUUGAACAAUUCCUUCCUCGAGUUUUACUCUUAUCAACACAUUCGGCGAUCCAUUUUUAUUUAUAUAGAUAUAAGACGAUAAAAAUGUGCGUUUUGUCCAUAAGAAUCAGACAGAUAGACAGACAGGAAUCCAUUUUUAUAUAUUUUCAAGACAGAAAUCCAUUUUUAUAGAUCAAGACAUCGCUGGAGUUUGUUUUUAAGUUCUCUUGGCACCCUUCCCUUCACCAUGAUUGCCGUAUCAUCUGCAAAAAGUGACAGAUUACAUCCUUCAGGUAAGGGAGGAAUGUCAGAAGUGUAGAUAUUGUACAAUAUUGGACCAAGCAGACUACCUUGCGGAACGCCUGCAGGAAUCCGAAAGAUGUUUGAUUGCACAUGCCCCAGGGACACCUUGAAAGUCCUGUUUUGUAAAUAAGAUUUAAUUGUUUGGAUUAUGUAAGGAGGGAUGUUGAAUUGGCAGAGUUUAUCAUGCCACACGUUAUCGAACGCUUUUUCGACAUCAAGUAUUGCCAUUGAAGUUGACUUUGAUACAGAUUUGUUUAUGAUGCCAUGAUGUUCAACACCCUCACCAGUUGAUGUGUAGUAGAGUGUCCCUUUCUAAAGCCAAACUGCUCAGGCAAUGAGGUACUGUUUCCGUCCAGAUAGUCCGUCGAUCUAUCCAACAGAAGACGCUCGAAGGUUUUGCUCAAAGCUGUAGCUUGAUGUUGUUUUUGGAUCCUUCCCGGGUUUGAGAAUUGGGAUUAUUUUCGCUGUUUUCCAAAUCGAAGGGAAGUAAUGUAGCUCCAAACAACGAUUAAAUAUGGCAGACAGGAGCGAGUAAACUUUAUUACUCAUCUGUUUCAGCACAAUUUUAAAUAUUUCAUCAAACCCGGGGGCUUUCAUAUUCCUAGUCGAUUUCUGAAAUAAUUUUUUCAGAGGUUACCUUCUUAUCUUGGGGUACUGUAAAGAAUUUUCCCUCGAGAUUUUGCACACAACUCGCAACCAUUUGUGACUUUGAACUCUGUAUAUUAUUUUCUAAGUUAUGUGAGCAGACGAAAUGCUCCCCAAUGGCGUUUGCUUUUUCAAAAUGUGUUAUGAGCAAUUAUUAUCAGCUUUGAGAGGUAGUAUUUGCUUUGGCUUGGAUUUUAAAACUUUAGCCAUUUUCCAAAAGGGUUUUGAAUGGCUGCCAAGUCUUUCAACGGUUCUGGAAAAAUUUUGGUUUUUGAAAGCUUUUAUUCGUUUCGCAAUUUCCCUGGACAAAAUUUUGACUUGCUUUUUUUCCCCUAACUCUCCAGACCUUUGGAACUGGCGUCUAAUAAAUUUUUUUAAUCGUAUUAAAUAUUUAGUUUGGGAAUCAAUAGCAAUGUGCUUACCUUUUAUCAACGUUCUCCUAACACAUGUUGCAUCUGCCUCCAUGAUCGCAAAUUGAAGGUGGUUUAGUUCUCGGUCUCGAUAUAUUCAGCAGAUACUAUUACCGGGUUUUCUCCGAUGGAAGCAUCCACAAGUUUUGGAAAGCGAUUCCAAUCAACAUGAUGGUAAUCCUUACGUGUUUCUUUCGGAGCAGGAACGAUUUUGCAAACCAUAUUGCAGAUGAACCCACACCAUGAUACUGCCACCAUCGUGCUUGACCGUCUUUUGGAUAUUUUAGUCGGCAAGAUUCUCGCCAGGUUUUGUCCAAACUCGUGCUCGUUGUUUGCGAAUGAAGAGUUCGAAGGGCCUGACUGGGUAAGGAAGUAAAAAUUAACCCCAAACCAAAUCACCCACUCUAUGGAAAAUAUUAUAUAGGGUAUCAAAUAAGAAAUUUGGACUAUUCUAUGAGGUUCAAUUUCUCUAUAAGAAAGAGCUUCCUGACGAUUUUAACUAUCCCAUCUUAUCAAAUUGAACCGCGCACUAAUAAUGAUAAAACAAUUAAACAACAAUUAAGGGAAUGCGUUGUUUUGACGUUUCAUUGCAGGGAUAGGAAUCUUUUUAAACUUAUAAGGGGUAGGGCACUAUUAAAAAAAAAUUUCUGAGCUGAGAAAUAGUAAUCUGAUUAUGUUAUUGAGUAUGCGUACUUUAUUUUGACCAAGCGAAAAUAGAGUUCAAAUAAAAUUAUGCUUAAGUGUGAAUAACAUAUGCAAUUCAUUGACAAAAUUAUUACACCAAUCGUUAGUAUAUCAAGAAUGCUACAAUUUAUCCCAAUUUAUCGAGUUCUUAUACCUUGUAUUAGAAAAGAUACAGCGAGUUCAACAUUAAGAUAGUGGGUGCGUACUUUAUUUUGUCCAGCGCUGUAUAGCGAAAGUAUACCUUGUUAUUCUGAGGUCAUGAUAAUCUCCAGAAUGAUCUGUUCCAAAACACUCACAACUCAGCUGUGUGCGGUGGUGGUCUACAGAUGCUUGCCUCACCACCACAGCUGGAAGAGAGAUUACGACUAAUUGUAAAUACACCCCAUGACAGUAAAUAAAAAAAAUAAAAGACAAUGGUCGAAUAAUUUAAUUCCAAA